CGUCGUCCCCAAUUUGCAGCAUCAAGCCACCACCGACCGAGUCUUUAAAAGACCAUUUUCAAAUGAAAUCGAAACUAGUUAGUGAGGAAAUUUGUAACGUGUUGCUUUAAUUCGUUGUCGCCGAAAGAAUUCAAAGAAAUCACAUCCUUAAAUUUGAAAGACCAAAUUUCAAUUUAUUUACAAAACUUAAAAAAAUAAAUGUUAAUUUUCGAAUCAAGAGUUUUGUUGAGAAAAUAAUUCCGAGUGUUAAAAUGAGUUUGAAAAUGUUUAAUUUUAAAAAUUCGGCAGCCCUUUGGGCAUUGAUAUAUUUUACUCUCUUGCCGCCGGAGUGUACGAGCAAAAUGUUUACCCGCUGCCAAUUGGCCAAGGAGCUGUUGCGUCACGAUUUCCCAAGGAGUUAUUUGUCGAAUUGGGUGUGCCUGGUGGAGAAUGAGAGCGGCCGUAGUACUUCAAAAGUUAUGCAAUUGUCAAAUCAAAGUGUGGGUUAUGGACUAUUUCAGAUAAACAGCAAAAACUGGUGCCGAAAAGGACGAAAGGGUGGCAUUUGCAACAUUAAAUGUGAAGAUUUCCUAAAUGAUGAAAUUUCGGAUGAUUCGCGCUGUGCCAUGCAGAUUUUUAAUCGUCACGGGUUUCAGGCUUGGCCUGGCUGGAUGAAUAAAUGUCGUGGGCGAUCAUUACCAGAUGUAUCUCGCUGCUGAGUUGAAAUGGAAUGACGAUCGGAGGUUGGUUGGUUGGUUGGCUGGCUGACUGUCUGGUGCCAGGUCCACAGUCGUAGUUGCUUGUAAUGUGGGUAGUUUCUGUGAGUUUAAACCGAAAAAAAUAACAAAAUGAAAAAAAUCGGAGCGAAUGGAGUGUGGUUUGAAAGAAUGAUAUCCAAGCCCCACCGGGAGUUGGAGUGUUGGUGUAACCCAAGUUUUUUUGUUUUUAUUUUUUAUUCUGUAAGACUAAGUAAAUUCAUUGUAGUUGUUGUUGUUUUUCACAAUGACAACAAUAACAACAUUAAGUAUUUGUCGCUGCCAUUGCCUUAUUCUUGUUACGAAAAUAUCCUAAAAAAAACACAAACAAAAACUGCCGCUAAAAAAUUGGUAUUUUAUUUAAAAAAAUUAAUUUUAGUAUAAAAUAUGUAAUUUUUUGUAAUGUAUGUCUG
This is a messenger RNA of Musca domestica (house fly), 1147 nucleotides long. Its product is annotated as lysozyme. Lineage: Eukaryota; Metazoa; Arthropoda; Insecta; Diptera; Muscidae. The transcript has 4 exons. The record is from RefSeq and is a predicted model, not a curated record. The coding region runs from base 252 to 698 and encodes 148 amino acids.